Messenger RNA from Pseudophryne corroboree (corroboree frog), 1472 nucleotides. RefSeq names its product cornifelin homolog. The coding region runs from base 104 to 436 and encodes 110 amino acids. The record is from RefSeq and is a predicted model, not a curated record. NCBI's taxonomy places the organism in Eukaryota, Metazoa, Chordata, Amphibia, Anura, Myobatrachidae. The transcript is spliced from 4 exons.
CCCAGACUUGGUUCACUGGUUCAGUAUAAAUACCUAACCCUGGGCUAACGUGUCACACAGCAUCUUCACUCUCACACAGCAUCUCUGCAGCACAAGGGUCAGAAUGUCUUAUCCAGUCACCGCCCAGCCCCAAAUGAUGCAGGGGUAUGCCACCGGCAGCAACCAAUGGAAUUCUGAAGUCAUGGACUGCUGCGAGGACAUGGGCAUUUGUCUUUGUGGAGCAUUUGUUCCUUGUAUUUUGGCAUGCAGAGUGGCAACAGACUUCGGGGAGUGCUGCUGCUUGCCAUUCCUAGGGGGCACUGUGCUUGCAAUGCGUACAGGCAUUAGGGAAAGAUAUCACAUUCCGGGAAGCAUCUGCAAUGACUGCGUGUGUCUCACAUUCUGUGGUCCCUGCACCCUGUGUCAGAUGGCACGUGAGCUGAAACACAGGAAAUGAAAAGAUCAGAAACCCUGUUAUGUGUUGGAGCUAUGCUGGCGUCAAGUGACUGUAUGAAUUCAUGAGAAAUGGAAAGAAGACAGACUGUGAAAUCCUCUCUGCACUCAAUACAGGGGAAUAGGUUAUAGAGUCUGUUACCUUACCACUAACCCCCGUGAUAGGAAACAGCUUCAUACCAUGCUGGAACUGGCUAUUUUAUAUAUAUACAGUAUAUAUGUGUGUGUAAAUUAUAGUAGAUAAACAUUGGGGAUGACUUAAGAUAAAAGAAUUAGAUAAAAGAAUCAUUACAUAAAAGACAUACAUAUGAUAAUAGGGGGUGUAACAUCUAUGGGGCCAUAAUUAGGGAGGACCAUUUCCCUGUCAAAACCUCCCAUGUACAUUAUAUGCUUUUGUUAAUCACUUUUGUAAUGGGGUUUACAAAUGUCUGGUUAAACACCUCUCCAUUUCAUUAUUAUCUUCUAUGUUCUAAAUUCUUUUAUAUAAUAACAUUUUUCUGGAAUAAUCAUACAUAUACAAAGUCCCCUGUGAACAGUAUAUGUAACCACAGUUUCCUUAAUGUCACUUGCCCACAGUUAUUUGCUUUAAUGAUAUUUAUUGAGAUAUAGACUAAUGUUUUAACUCCUACGGGGUAACUCAAUUGUUUUUUGGGCGCCCAUGAGUAGCGGGCGCCCCGAAGGUGCUUUGCCAAUAGGGCAGGACUGCAUUAACUGCAAAAAGUCAGCAGUCUGGGUGCCCAAAAGUGGAGACGUGUUUAGCCGCGUAAAGCUUUAGGGUGAAACAAGCACAAUAAUUAAUUUGGGUCCGCAUCCAUUUUCAUAUCAAUUGAAUAGCUUAACUGUGCAUACACUGCUUUUGGGUGUGCAAAACCCAAUUGAAACCCCCCUUUACCCAUUAUAACAUCAUCAUAGCACCCUGUCUAUGUGUAAUGCUUUGUAUAGAACUGCAGAACUGGUAACAGCUUUAAUUUUCCUCUUUUUUCUGCAAUUUAGGAAUAUAUUUUUGUAUGAUGACAAAAUAAAACAAUUUAUGAAAUGCA